AGUGCAGUUCAGUCUGUUGUCCAGGCGGCUGCGCGUGCUGCCGUGCCUGGCUGCAGUAUAUAACGGCGGUCAACGGUCAGAAAUCACAACGGUCAAGCCGCUCAGAGACGUUCACGGCGCCGCUAACACUCCCCCCCAAAACCCGUACAGUCCUCCGCUCCACCACCGGCACCUGUGUCCCCUCACAAGCCGGCAGAGAGGGGGGUCCAGAGCGGGGCGACACAGCAAGGACCGACCAGCAUGGACCCCCAAGCGAAGGAGCGAACCGGCCCGGCGGCGGGGGGCUUCAGCGGGCGCCUGGCCUCUCUGGGAGCCGACGGGGGCGACUCGGAGUCCGGAGCCGGCUCGGAGGAAGCUGGCGUGGGCUGCUGCAGCGACACGUUCAGCAGUCUGCCCGACAUGGAGCAGGAGACGCUGGAGGAGAAACUCAGAGGACUGGCGUUCAGAAAACAGACCUCGUAUCGGAAAGCGAUCUCCCGUUCAGGCCUCCAGCACCUCGGGCCACCCCAACCCUGCCUGCCUCCUGCAUCCAAUGGGCCCAACAAGGAGCUGCGCACCUGUGUGGACUGGACGGAGAACGCAGUGAACGGGGAUCACCUGUGGAUGGAGACCAGUUGUUCAGGAGAGCUCUGUUAUCUCGGAGAGGACACCUGCCUGCUAAAGACUGCAAAGUCGGCUCCCAGGAGGAAAUGUGCUGCCUGUAAGAUCGUUGUUCACUCCGGCUGCAUAGAGCAACUAGAAAAGAUUAACUUCAGAUGUAAGCCAACCUUCAGAGAGGGAGGAUCGCGGUGCCUCCGAGAUCAGAACAUCCUGAGACAUCACUGGGUUCACAGACGGAGACAGGAGGGGAAGUGUCGACAGUGUGGAAAGAGUUUUCAACAGAAGUUCUUCCACAGUAAAGAAAUAAUUGCCAUCAGCUGUUCCUGGUGUAAACAAGCGUUCCACAAUAAGGUGACGUGUUUCAUGCUGCACCAGAUUGAGGAGCCGUGUUCACUCGGGGCCCACGCUGGAGUCAUAGUACCGCCCUCCUGGAUCAUCAAAGUCAGGAAACCACAGAGCUCACUUAAGAACUCUGCCAGGAGAAAAAAGCGCACAUCUUUCAAACGAAGGACAAGCAAGAAGGGACUGGAUCCACAUAAAGUUUGUGAGCCGCCCAGUUUGUCAGCCGACGAUUCAAAUAAUCAAUCAGUAAGAAGGAAGAAGCUGCAGAUACAGACCCAGGGCGAGUCAGAGUCUCAGCAGGGAGGUGCCAAGGUGUUACAGAUGUUCAUGUGGAUCUUGAACCCUCGACAAGUGUUUGACCUGUCACAGGGGGGGCUGCGAGAGGCGUUGGAGUUGUAUCGGAAAGUGCCAAAUCUGAGGAUCCUUGCCUGCGGAGGGGACGGCACGGUGGGGUGGAUCCUGUCCGCUCUCGACGAGCUGCAGAUGAACCCCCAGCCUCCGGUCGCUGUUCUUCCUCUGGGAACAGGAAAUGACCUCGCCAGGACGCUCAACUGGGGUGGGGGUUACACAGACGAGCCGGUGUCCAAGGUCUUAUGUCAUGUGGAGGACGGUUCAGUGGUGCAGCUGGACAGGUGGAACCUCCUGGUGGAGAAAGGAGCUGGGCAGCCAGAGGAGGGCACACAGAAGCUGCCUCUGAAUGUGUUCAACAACUACUUCAGCCUGGGCUUCGACGCUCACGUCACCCUGGAGUUCCAUGAGUCCAGAGAGGCCAACCCAGAAAAGUUUAACAGUCGCUUCCGCAACAAGAUGUUCUAUGCAGGAGCUGCGUUCUCAGAUUUCCUCCAGAGAAGCUCGAGGGAUUUGUCCAAGCACGUCAGAGUGGUGUGUGACGGUACCGAUCUAACUCCCAAGAUCCAGGAGCUGAAAUUCCAGUGCAUUGUGUUUCUAAACAUUCCCAGGUACUGUGCUGGCACCAUGCCGUGGGGAAACACAGGCGACCAUCGGGACUUUGAGCCGCAGCGCCAUGACGACGGCUGCAUCGAGGUUAUUGGCUUCACCAUGGCCUCACUGGCGGCGCUACAGGUUGGCGGUCAUGGAGAGAGAUUGCACCAGUGCAGAGAAGUCGUCCUCACCACAUUCAAGACUGUACCUGUUCAGGUGGACGGUGAGCCGUGUCGACUGGCUCCCUCCACGCUCCGCAUCUCCCUCCGAAAUCAGGCCAACAUGGUCCAGAAGAGCAAGAGACGCACCUCUGUGCCCUUGCUCAACGAUAUUCAGAAGGUGUGUGCAGCUGAUCUGCGCCGCCUCUCUGCUCCCCCCGACUCCUUCUCUGUCCCUCACGCAGUUCCUGAUCGUCUGCGUCUUCGAGUGAAUCGGAUCAGCCUCCAGGAGUACGACAGACUGCAGUAUGACAAGGAACGACUACGAGACAUCUCCAUCCCAGUAGGCAUUGUGGUGGUGAGGGGCGACUGUGACCUGGAGACAUGCAGACUCUAUAUUGACAGAUUACAGGAGGACUUACACCAGGCGCCAUCUACUGGCCACAGAGUGCACUAUCAGGAUGAGAGCAGAGGCGUCCCCAGGACCAGUUCAACCAGCAGACUCUCUCCCAACUGGAGCUUCUUGGACUCCACAUCAGCCGACCGCUUCUAUCGCAUCGACAAGGCUCAGGAGCACCUCCACUUUGUGACAGAGAUCUGUCAGGACGAGGUGUUUAUCCUGGACCACGAGGGACCAGUGGUGAGCCAGGGGUCAUCCACGGGGAUGCCGGAUCUGGUGGUGGAGCCCACUGCUGGUGUUCCCUUGACGCCCGAUGAACAAGCUCUGCUGACAGCUGCCAGUACAGGAGAUCUAUCUAUGCUGUCGGAGUGUGUGCGCCGAGGCGUCAGCUUGUUGGUCAGAGACUCCGGAGGUUGUUCAGCGUUACAUAUAGCCGCCCAGAACGGACACACAGAGCUGGUCAGCUUCAUACUGCAGCAGGGCUCUAAGGUGCUCCUGGAUUUGACAGACAGAGAGAAGUAUGUUGGAGGGGACACUGCCUUGCACAAAGCAGCCUCGGAGAAGCAGCACGCCGUGUGUCGACUGCUGGUGGAGGCUGGGGCGUCGCUUGAGAAGACCAACUUCCAGGGGAAGACACCAGCGGACCAAGCAGAGGGAGACUCGGAGCUCGCCACCUUCCUGAACGCCCAACAGCACACGUCCUCUGCCACCCACGAAGACUUGGAGACGGCUGUCUGAGGCGCACACGCACACUCUCACACACACACACUCGCUCGGUCUCUCUGGACUCUGCACACACUCGUAGUGGAGACGAAUCUGGGAGAGAAAAGUGUUUAAGCGAUCAGAGUCUGGUUUGUCUCUGCAGAGAUGAACGGGACAGAUCAGAGGAGUGAACUGCUUCAGCUCACAGCAGCACCACAGUGGAGAUUUUAAUGGUCAACUAUUUAUUUGUAUUUAUUUAUUCAUAUUCUAUUUAUUGGUUGUGCUGAUUGAUUGAUUGAUUGAUCGUUGGACUUUUAACGGUUCAGGAUGCAAGUGCACUUUGAGCAGCCGUGGUGAGUUCACUUGUCGUUUAGGAGAGACGAACUCAAGAAAACAUGUUUUAUUUUGGUCACAGUUCAUAUUUGAAGAAUGGGUUCACUCAGUAAAAAAAUAUGUGUUGAUCAAGUAUUUAAAAUCAGAUAGAAAUGACUUCUGCUGAAAAUAAUUAAAAUGACAUAAAUAUAUAAGUUUUAUAUGUGUUUGCCCCAUAAAACCUGUGUGCCAAAGACACUGAUGUAGUGUCAUAUCUGUCUCAGUAAUGUUCCCACAAUCCGUCACAGUGGUUUCUUUUCACAUUCUCAUAAAUCUUCAGAACGUCGCUUUCAUACCAAACAAUGUAAUGUUAAUGUUAAGGAUCACAUUACAGGGUCAACGGAGGGCUGUGAACAUUAUAAAGCUAAAAAAAAAAAUUAAUUUCAGCUGUCUCACAUUAGUUUAAGUACAGAAGAAAGGAACGAUGAAUCUUAAUUAAAACCAGAGCUACAAAUUGCCUCUCAAGUGAAACUGUUUCUCUGACUCAGCUGACCUGAUAACUGAGUGCGUGUUACUCCACUAAUUCCUAACCCUUGGGGGCAGUGUUGUAGUCAGGACCACUUGAACUAAAACCAGACUUGAGGUUGAGGCUGAUUUUUAUUUGUAAUAAGGCUCUACACAGAGCCGACACUGUAGCUUACACAAGUGGCCUGUGUUGUAGUGAGCAUUUAUACUUGUGAUAUUAGAUACUUAGAUAUAGAUACUUGUGUGGGUGAUGUGUCUGCGUCGUUCUGCACUUACGCCUCCAAAACACUAGAUGGCGGUGGAACCCUUAUGCCUCUGUUUUGAUUUUCUGCAACGUUUGAUUUGUCUGUUCCAUUAUAACUCACAAAGUUGUCAGACAAAGCAACUGUCUUAUACUAGACAUGUUUUCCCCACAAAUACAACAUGCUAAUGUAUUUAGCAUACACCUAUGACAUUUCCCAUUGCUUAAAUUAGUCUAGCUGCUAGCUGACUUUUUCUCUACUCCUAUUAAGCCUGAACAACAGCGUCAUGUAACAAAGGUAAUGUUACAAAAUUUGGCUCCAUCAUAGGUCACAAGGUUCACUGACAAAACAGUUGUCUAAUGCAGCAUACACACUACACGAUAUCAGCCCGAUUAUAGCCCAACGCAGUGCCGUACCGUGUUGGCUCAGAUCAUGUACGACAAUGAACAUCGUUGAUUCAUGCCUAAAGCUGGAUUUUUACUCGUGCGGUAGACCCUACGCUGUUGUGAGCAUUUAUGCCUGUGCAGUGGUGUGUCUGUGUCACUCUGCAGUUACACCUCCAAAACACUAGUCGGCGGUGAACGUUUCUGUGAAGUGCUGUAAAGUUUAGUUGAUUCAAAACACACACAUUAAACACACAUUAAACAUGGCUUAAUAGAGACAAUUUCAAACACAAGUACACAAAUCAGCUUCACUAUAACUCGCAGCAUUCACAGACAAACACUUGUCUUUAUCUGGACACAUUUUCCCCACAAAUACAACAUGCUAAUGUUUUUAGCACAAGCCUAUGGCAUUUUACAUUGUAUAAAUUAGCCUAGCAGCUAGCAGACUUUUCCUCUACUCAUAUGAAGCCAGGGACAACAGCAACAUUUAACAAAGGUUACAAAAUUCAGCUCCAUUACAGCUCACAAGGUUCACUGACAAAACAACUGUCUUAUAAUAAACAUGUUUUCCAAACAAAUACAACACGCUAACGUUAUUAGCACAAGCCUAUGACAUUUUACAUUGUAUAAAUUAGCCUAGCAGCUAGCAGAGAUUUCCUCUGCUCAUAUGAAGCCAGGAUAAAUCACACACAAGACUUAAAAUGCUAUUUUUGUGGAGGCUUUAUUGUCUUCACAAUUUAUUGUUUCUUAUCUGUGAAAUUAAAGUAAAUAAAAGCUUUGUUUCCACUGAGGGAAAUGGUUUCAGUUUACAGAGACAGACAGGAGCUCUGCAUCGCCACAACGUGUAGUUACAUUUCUGGGGAGGUGCACGUCAGGUUAUGGUGUAGGGUACAGCGUACGCUCUACAUCGACGCAGAGAUACAGUGUCAGUUCAACAAAGAAGUAUAAACUCCACCAGUGAGUCUGACACUACAUAACACAGAUAAAGUGUGGAACAUGCAAACUAUAGGCACUCCACAAACUGAUGUGAAAGAUCCACAUUCUCAUAAAACACAGAAAACAAAUUAAGAUCCCUCUCCAUUCACCUCUUUUAUAACUAUAUUGUCUAUCUGUAUGUGACUGAAUGUACCAUGAGAAAUGUCUGGAUAAAAUAAUCAGAAGGCAUCACAGAGGGGAUUUUUAUUUCCUUUGUUUUCUGUGAGCAAACAAACACGAAGGAUCAACUGAAACAUCUUUAUUCAGUGCUCCUUUUUUGCACUUAUAAUUUAGUGAUAUCCCCACAACCGUGUUUUUUUUAAAUUAAAAUCCAGAGUCCUCUUUGUCUGGAACCGACACAGGGCCGAAUAGAAGCGUGGUCGAGACUCUCAAACAGUGAUCUGAAGUCUGGUCUUGGGUGCUACAACACUGCCUCAGGGUCUGACACAUAAAUUUCACGUGUCACAAAAUGAGUUUAAGAAAGAAAAAAACACAAGUUUGCUUUUUAUUCUUGUGAAACACUUGAUACUUCCACCUUUUUAAGCCUCUAAAAACUCCUCAAACAACCUCAGAAGGAAAAAAAAAUAUUAGUCUUUGCUCCAACUUCUCCCAGUUUAUACUGGUUUGUUUUAAGGUUUAACAAGCUAAUAAAGGUUGGGAAGCACUGGUUUAUUCCACAAACACCAUUCUCCCUGAACACUGAACUAUAACUGGUUACCAGGCAUGUCAGAUAAAGAUUUUAAAGAAUUGGAAAUAUUAUAUAACGAAGCCAGUGUUGGCCUAGAGUGGAGGAAAACCAACACAUUAGUUCAAGUGAAACCAUGAAGCAGCCGGUUGGUUUGAAAGGACAGAGCAGACUGUGUUUAAAGCAGAGUCACUAAUCUGAUCAUUUUUAAACGCUGCCGUCACACAAACAAGUAUUUUAACUUUUCACAGUGUGUUUGUGGUACUUCUGACCCGACAAGGCUUUUCACAUGCAGUGUGUGUGCGUGCGUGUGUGUGUAUGUAUGAUGAUAUUCUUCAUUCCAUAUCAAACCCUGAAGAGUCAGUACAGCUGCAGCAGGAAGUUUUCACUGCUCUCUGUGCAGCUUGUGCAAAACUACAGAUUGUGUUAUAACUGUGUGUGUGUGUGUGUGUGUGUGUGUGUGUGUG
This is a messenger RNA of Epinephelus fuscoguttatus (brown-marbled grouper), 6733 nucleotides long. RefSeq names its product diacylglycerol kinase, iota (gene dgki). Gene Ontology annotation, molecular function: protein binding; ATP-dependent diacylglycerol kinase activity. Gene Ontology annotation, biological process: diacylglycerol metabolic process; lipid phosphorylation; intracellular signal transduction. Gene Ontology annotation, cellular component: nucleus. NCBI's taxonomy places the organism in Eukaryota, Metazoa, Chordata, Actinopteri, Perciformes, Serranidae. The transcript is spliced from 35 exons. The record is from RefSeq and is a predicted model, not a curated record. Bases 241 to 3180 code for a protein of 979 amino acids.